Chrysochloris asiatica (Cape golden mole) is the source of this 1707-nucleotide messenger RNA. It is a transcript of the gene ILDR1, whose product is annotated as immunoglobulin-like domain containing receptor 1. Gene Ontology annotation, molecular function: high-density lipoprotein particle receptor activity. The transcript is spliced from 8 exons. Lineage: Eukaryota; Metazoa; Chordata; Mammalia; Afrosoricida; Chrysochloridae. Gene Ontology annotation, cellular component: plasma membrane. The coding region runs from base 1 to 1707 and encodes 568 amino acids. The record is from RefSeq and is a predicted model, not a curated record.
AUGGGUCCUGAGCUGCCGGCACCGUGGCUGCUGCUUGUCACCUGGCUCCCAGCAGAAGUAGGCCACUCCUCAGAGGUGUGUUCUGACUUCAGCAUUGUCUCCUGGUUCUUGGUUUCAGGGUGCCUGUCCUUGCUGGUCACAGUCCAACACACAGAGCGCUAUGUCACACUGUUUGCCUCGGUCAUCCUCAAAUGUGACUACACUACUUCUGCCCAGCUCCAGGAUGUGGUGGUGACAUGGCGCUUUAAGUCCUUUUGCAAGGAUCCUAUCUUUGACUACUACUCAGCAUCAUACCAGGCAGCUUUAUCCCUGGGCCAAGAUCCAUCCAAUGAUUGUAACGACAAUCAGCGAGAGGUCCGCAUUGUGGCACAGCGGCGGGGACAGAAUGAGCCUGUAUUAGGAGUGGAUUACAGGCAGCGCAAGAUUACCAUCCAGAACCGAGCAGAUCUUGUGAUUAAUGAAGUAAUGUGGUGGGAUCAUGGAGUGUAUUACUGCACCAUUGAGGCACCAGGGGAUACGUCAGGUGACCCAGAUAAAGAGGUGAAGCUCAUCGUCCUGCAUUGGCUGACAGUGAUCUUCAUCAUUCUGGGAGCCCUCCUCCUGCUGCUGCUGAUUGGAGUGUGCUGGUGCCAGUGCUGUCCACAGUUUUGCUGCUGCCACAUCCGCUGCCCCUGCUGUCCUGCCCGCUGCUGCUGCCCUGAGGAAGCCCUGGCCCGCCACCGCUACAUGAAGCAGGCUCAGGCCCUAGUCCCUCAGAUGAUGGAAAAACCCCUGUACUGGGGGGCGGACAGGAGCUCCCAGGUUUCAUCUUACCCAAUGAACCCGCUGCUGCAGCGAGAUUUGUCCCUGAGGUCCAGCCUUCCACAGAUGCCAAUGACCCAGACUGCUGUUUACCCUCCCAUUGCCAGUGGCGUCCUAGAGUAUUUGGAGAAGGAGUUGCGGAACCUCAACCCAGCUCAGCCUCUGCCCCCCGAGCUCAAAGCCAGACCUGGCCAUCCCUGCAGCAUGCUGUCCUCCCUAGGCUCUGAGGUCAUGGAACGCAGAAUCAUCCACCUACCCCCGCUGAUCCGGAACCUUCCGUCCUCUCAGAGGACCAGCCACUCCUCAUGCCAGCAACGCUGCACCGACGGUCUCUCUGGACUCUGGGAUCUAAGGGAGGGGAGAAGGCAGCAUCACUACUAUGAUUUCCACCAGGAGCCUCAAGACCAUUGGCCAGAGCCCUGGGCGCUUGGGGGAAGGGAACGGGACCACUGGAGGCAUGGGAGGCACCAUCGCUCCAGGUUGAAUGGUUCACCCACACCCUGGUCAGACAGAAACAGCCUCAGUGAAGGCCCUUCGUCCAGUGAAGCACGAUGGCGGUCCAGCCGCCCCCUUUCUAGGAGCCAUGGUCCCGAGAGACCCCGUAGGCCCAGCCCUCGGGAGAGUGCCCAGAAGUACAGGAGACGCAGGCACAGAAGCUACUCCCCUCCUCUGCGCUCUAGCCUCAGUUCUUGGAGUUCUGAGGAAGAGAAGGAGAGGCAGCCCCGGGAUUGGGGAGUCCACCGCCCCCACCGACGGUGCUCACACUCCCAAAACUGGCCAGAAGAGAAGCCUCCUAGCUACCGCUCUCUGGAUGUCAUUCCAGGCAAGAAUGGCAGGAAAAAAGGGAGAAUGGAGAGGUGCUCGGAGAGAGACAGUUCCCAUAGUGGAAGGAGUAUGGUCAUUUAG